Molecule: messenger RNA, 2587 nt
Organism: Pistacia vera
Lineage: Eukaryota; Viridiplantae; Streptophyta; Magnoliopsida; Sapindales; Anacardiaceae
Product: probable glycosyltransferase At5g25310
Exons: 5
Coding region: 345-2384 (679 amino acids)
Molecular function (GO): glycosyltransferase activity
Source: RefSeq, a predicted model, not a curated record
GGAUGGCGAAUUACGUAAUAUCGGAGUGGUCUGAAUGAUGAGUGUGCGUCUCAAAGCAGCUUCUUCCUUCCCAAAUAAAUACUUCACUUCUUCCCGCUUCUCGAUUAUGCCAAAAAUCAGUUACCCCAACAGAACUCUAAUAGAAGCUCCAACUCAGGUUCUACACCUUUCUUUUUCUUUACACAAUACUACAAAUGUUAAUUUCGUAUUAAAAAUCAAGCAAAAGAUGAAGAGAAGAAUCUCAUUCUCCAACUAAUUAGAUCUUCUCCAGUGAUUCUCGGAGGCCAACCAGACUGGAUUGUAAUUUUGGUUGGAAUUCUGAGGCCAGUGUAUCAAGUUCCUUAAUGGGUCAUGAACUUCAAUCUGUAUGUCAUGGCCAAAGCAGGAGAUUACUUUGGCUUUCAGCAAUGGUGUUUGCUUUGAUCUUAAUUUUCCAAUAUCUUGAACUCCCAUAUGAUAAUGUUUUCUCAUCUCUAUUUUCGGCUGGUAAGGUUCCAGUAGCAGAAAACACUACUUUAGUGGCCACUGGUCCCUUAUCUAAGUCUGGGAUGGUCAAAAAUGUGACUCGUCCAAAUGGCCUGAUUUCCAGUGGUACAUCUCCAGUACAUGAGUUUGCUAAUAAUACUAUGACCACCGAAGUAGAGGAUAUAGACCCAAGUAAAGAUCUUGUAUCAGAAAAUAACGAUGGAGGUGAGGACCCUGAUGAGGAGUCUGAAACUGAGAAAUUGGAUUGGGUAAAUAAAAACUCGACAGUGCAGAUUGUCCAGAAUGCAGAUAAUGGGCCUGCACCGGUGGAAACCAGAAACUCUGAACAGAGCAUUACUCAAAAGAAUGAUACAGUGGGUGGUGAUUUUUCAGAAUUUAUCAAUGAGAGAGAAAAUAAUACAUUGACAUCAAGAAAUAAGGGAAGGUCAGGUGGGGGUGCUCAUUCACCUUUUCCUGUCUCACCACCGAUAGAGUUUUUACCUAAUAAAACCCUGCCAGAAACAAAUGUUGGAACCCCUGUUGUACCGGUUUAUUCCAACAUAUCUUCAAAGGAUAAAGAUACAACCACCACUUUUCGCAAGAAUGAAAAAUCAGGAAAAUUGCAGAGUGAUUUCACUACAUUUGGCAAGAAUAAUUCAGUUACCGCUGUUCCUGAGGAGAAGAAAGAGCCUGAGAUUCCAAAUUCUGCAGUAAUCUCCAUAGCUGAGAUGAAUGAUUUGUUGCUUAAGAGUCGUGCUUCGUAUCAUUCAAUGAGACCAAGAUGGUCUUCAGCUGUUGACCGAGAGCUCCUACAUGCAAGAGUGCAGAUUGAAAAUGCACCCAUAUUUAAAAAUGAUAAUGAACUUUAUUCGCCUCUUUAUCGCAAUGUUUCAAUGUUCAAAAGGAGCUAUGAGUUAAUGGAACAGAAACUCAAAGUAUAUGUUUACAAAGAAGGACAAAAGCCCAUAUUCCAUCAGCCAGUACUCAAGGGAAUAUAUGCUUCUGAGGGAUGGUUCAUGAAGCUGCUGCAAGCUAACAAAAAAAUUGUUACUAAAGACCCUAGAAAAGCUCAACUGUUUUACUUGCCAUUCAGUUCUCGAAUGUUAGAGGAAACCUUAUAUGUUCAAAAUUCUCACAGUCAUAAAAAUCUUAUACAACAUUUGAAGAACUACUUGGACUUCAUUGCAGCUAAGCAUCGUUUCUGGAAUAGAACGGAUGGAGCAGACCAUUUUCUUGUUGCUUGCCACGACUGGGCCCCAUCUGAGACAAAGCGAGAUAUGGCAAAGUGCAUCAGAGCCCUUUGCAAUGCUGAUGUUAAAGAAGGUUUUGUCUUUGGCAAGGAUGUGUCUCUUCCUGAGACAUAUGUGCGCUCACCUCAGAACCCUCUUAGGCAGGUUGGAGGGAAACCUCCUUCAAAGAGGUCAAUUCUGGCUUUCUUUGCAGGGGGCAUGCAUGGAUAUUUAAGACCCAUUCUGUUACAGCACUGGGGAAAUAAAGAUCCUGACAUGAAAAUUUUUGGUGUAUUGCCUAAGGUGAAGGGAAACAUGAAUUACGUUCAUUAUAUGAAAAGCAGCAAGUACUGUAUUUGUGCAAAAGGGUAUGAAGUCAAUAGCCCACGAGUAGUGGAGGCCAUUUUCUACGAAUGUGUUCCAGUGAUCAUAUCUGACAAUUUUGUGCCCCCAUUUUUUGAGAUUUUGAACUGGGAAUCCUUUGCUGUUUUUGUUUUGGAGAAAGACAUUCCGAAUUUGAAAAAUAUACUGCUUUCGAUCCCGGAGAAGAGAUACCGAGAGAUGCAGAUGAGGGUGAAGAAGGUACAACAGCAUUUUCUCUGGCAUCCCAAGCCUGUGAAGUAUGAUAUGUUUAAUAUGAUUCUCCACUCAGUUUGGUACAAUAGAGUUUUUCUAGCAAGACCCAGAUAAGCAAGAAACAUGUCAAUGGUGCAAUACAUACGAAUUGUAUUUCCAGAGGUAGAAGUAGAAAGAAGAUGAAAUAAAAGGGUUAAUAUUAGGAAUUUUUUACACGGGUGAUGGUAUUCAUUACAUUAUUUUUUAUGUAUAUAGAUUGAUAUAAUAAAGUUGUUCUUGCUGUGUAUGCCUCUUUCUCUUGUAGAAAGCCAAAAGAA